AUGGGCGUGUGCUCCAUCACACGGUUGGUGUUUGCAGCCUCUCCUGCUCCCUCAGCAGCGGCUCGGACGAGACAUUUCCCGCUGGUCGGGGAGCAGCAGGAGAGCCGGCCCCUACUGAGCCCCUCCAUCGAUGACUUCCUGUCGGAGACCCGGAGCGACACCCCCUCCGCCCGACCGCUCACCUCCAACACAGCAGUCUGUGAGCGCGGUGACAAGAACACGUCUGAGCGCCGCUGUAACCCUCUAACACCUCCAACCCCGCUGAAGGCGAUGGUUAAACUCACUGAUGAGGGACGCCUCCUCCAGCUCGUCUGUGAGGACGCCGUGAUGAACGAACGCUGCAGGUCGGCCACAGCGUCUCAGUCCCAGCUGGUCGUGCGUGUAGGAGGCGCCCUGUCAGCGGUGGCUCUAACCGAGCUCGUCGGCCUGCGAGUCAGCCUGUCGUCUCCUCUGGAGAAAUGGGAGGAGGUGAACCUGGACGUGGAGGACGGCGGGCGCAGGAGGAGAUACGAGAAGAGAUGCACCUCCCAUCACUCGUCCAGUGAACUGCUGUGGUCUGCAGAGUUUAAAACCGACCCGCUGACCAAGAACAGCUUCAACAUCCACAGCUUCGACGACCUCGACUUCAUUUCUUCAGCACAGGACUGCGGGGCGUCCCGGCAGCGCAGGCGGACUCGCUCUCUGCUGGUCAGGAACGAGUCUCUGGAGGACGAGUUCGUCCGGGCCAAAGCUGCUGUGGAGUCGGACACAGAGUUCUGGGACAAGAUGCAGGCAGAGUGGGAGGAGCUCGCUCGGAGGAACUGGCUGGAGGACUCCGAGGACCAGCAGCCGAUCCCGCCCACUGUCUCACCUGCAGAGAAGGGUUACUAUUUCAACACCAACAACCCGUACAGCGACUGGCCCAACGCCUUCGCCGAGGCUCAGGAGAAAGCUCGGGAGGGAGACCUGAACACUGUCGUGCUGCUGCUGGAGGCCGCCAUCCUGCAGGACCCGCAGGACUCAGAGGCGUGGCAGCUUCUGGGUAUGACUCAGGCUGAGAACGAGAACGAGCAGGCCGCCAUCGUGUCGCUGCAGAGGUGCCUGGAGCUCCGCCCCAACAACCUGCCGGCCCUCAUGGCGCUCGCCGUCAGUUUCACUAACAGCGGCAUGCAGCGGGAGGCCGGCGACGUGCUGCGCCGCUGGAUCUGUCACAACCCGCGAUAUAAACACCUGGUCCAGGAAAGCAGGAGUCCGCUACGGGGCUCCCCGGCCAUGCCGUGCAGGGGCCCCCACACCUCCACACCUGCCAGGUGCGAGCUGCAGGACGUGCUGCUCCUCUUCCAGGAGGCGGCUCUGCUCAAUCUGGACGGCGUGGACCCCGACCUGCAGACCGGGCUGGGAGUCCUCUUCAACCUGAGCUCCGACUUCGACAAGGCGGUGGAAGCUUUCAGUGCGGCGCUGUCCGUCAGGCCACAGGACUACCUGCUGUGGAACCGUCUGGGAGCCACACUCGCCAACGGAGACCGCAGCGAGGAGGCGGUGGAGGCGUACACCAGAGCUCUGGAGCUGCAGCCCGGAUUCAUCCGCUCGCGGUACAACCUGGGAAUCAGCUGCAUCAACCUGGGAGCGCACAGGGAGGCGGUCAGUAACUUCCUCACGGCGCUGAACCAGCAGAGGCGGAGUCAGCGCUGCAGCCAGCAGCAGAUGUCGGCUAACAUCUGGGCCGCCUUGCGGAUCGCCAUCUCAAUGAUGGACCGCCCCGAGCUGUUCCAGGCCGCCAACAUGGGCGACCUAGACCUGCUGAUGAGGGCCUUCGACAUGAGCGACGUCUGACGGCGAGUCAUGGGAGGGCGGAGCCUUGCUCCCAGAGUCACGGGAGCUCGGUUGGAUGCCCGGGUUGAAACCAGACAGUGAGGGGACGGCGCAGCCCUUUAGCUUCCUGUUUGUAGCUCUGCAUUCUCAACGCCGUCUGCAGGUCCGAACACGAUCAGGUCGAUCGUCUUUUCACCUUUAACAAGAAGAUUGAAUUCAGCUCCGCCUCUUCCUCCUUGUCACCUGCGCUCACCUGCUGCUGAUUCUCCUCUGCUCAUCGGUCACUUCCUGAUGGUCGACUUUAAACGUGAUGUCGUGAGGGAUGAAGAGGGGGAGGAAGGUCUGGACCUCACUCGUGGACUUGAAGCAGCUUUGCAUGAUUCACGACUCAAAAUAAUCCUUCUUUAUCUGACACAAACUUUCUGUUCAUGGCUAUCCUUCAUAAACAUCAGGUGGGCGGAGCUUAUGUACUCCUCCUACAUGCAGCACAGACGUUUCCACCGUGAGCACCUUUUUGAGCAUUUUCACCUUCGUGGUGUUUUGAAAGUGGGCGGCUCUGUUGUACUGAUGGAAGCCCCGCCUCCAUCCUCCACCACGGCCUGCUUCUCUGCCUCCUUCCUCUGUCAGCUGCUCUCCACAGCGAAUCAUCUUCUAUCCCUUCUAUCAGCAGGUGUCACUACCAUCGUUAAACCUUCUCCUUCUGUCACCUGGCUCCGCCCACUCCUGCUUUGUAUUAACGGGACCAGAAUUUAGAAAAAAUAAACUUUUGUAAUGAAUCAGACGUGAAACCAGCGACUCAUCAGGAAAGACUUCCCUGCGCUCAUUUUCUCAUGGACUUGUAUCCAGUCGCACACCAGCGUCGCCCCCUGCUGGUCACCCUGUUAUGACCCCAGAAUCUCUUCAGUGGUCGUUCUCACCUCCGUAGCUUUUCUAUCGGCUCUGUUCACUUGCAGCACGUCUUUCAGCUCAGGUUUUAAAAACUCACGAUGUCCGUGGACAUGAAGCUUAACACCAGGUCCUUUCCUAACGAGUAAUCCAAACCACGGAGCUGCAGGAGUGAGGAGAAGCAGAACACGCCCACUUUCAGGCUUUUUCCUCCAUGUUUCUUCACCUUGUUACUUUUAACCCUUUAAAGCCAUAAAACAGCAGCAGCGGUCUGUUAGCAAAGAACCAGGCUGCAAAAAAGUUUCCACCUCCUCCGUGAAAAGGCAGAAACUCGCCUCUGUGUGUCACCUCCUGCAGGCAACAGCUGGUACUGCAGCAGCAUUUAUUUAAAUCAAACCAAGAGGCCACCUUCACACCUGAGAUCUUUCUAAUGUUAACGAGGCCUCACAGAAAGUUUUCCACAUGGUGAUGAUGAAGCAGCUGUAUCAGGGCUAGCGCCACCUGCUGGAAGGGUUCGGGCAUGUGUCAAAUAUUUUCCAAAGGAAUUCAGGAGAAAUAUCUAUCGACUUGAGGCGACUUUUGUUGUGAUUUGGCGCUAUAUAAAUAAAAUUGAAUUGAAUUAAAACGAUUUAAUUUGCUUUGGCAGUUGAAAAGUUAAAUGCCUCGCCCCCUGUGUGACACAGCCGUCUGUCUUCACACAAAGGACGACCCUCAGCGAGCCGGACGGCUUCUUCCAGAACCAACGUCUGCUGGAUCCCUACGAGUCCUCCCGUCUGCUCACCUCCGACCUCGCCUCGUAUCUGCUCCUUCCUGUGUAAGAGACAGAAAAGAAAAACACCGCUCUACCUAGCCUCGAUCAUUUUAAUCCUACCGCUGAUUCCAAUAUCUAGUUCAUCCUGUUCAGACUCUCCCAGAGAAUAUCCCUCUAACCCUGAAGUGUAAGCAUGCUGCAAAACCCUGUGUGCGCUUCAAUAUUUCAAAUCCAGUCAUGGCGCAGGACGAAGCUUUUGACCCUCAAACACGGAGCGCCAACAUGUUUAUGAGCACAUUUCCAUUGUGUUUAUAAAAAAUAAUAAAGCAGCUUAAUUU
Messenger RNA from Neolamprologus brichardi, 3765 nucleotides. The record is from RefSeq and is a predicted model, not a curated record. NCBI's taxonomy places the organism in Eukaryota, Metazoa, Chordata, Actinopteri, Cichliformes, Cichlidae.